AGUACUCGAGGCACAGAGCGACAGCGUUGGGCGGCAGCGUCGGAAGAUGGAGCUCGAAGGCGGCAUGGCGGCUGUCGGCGAGGAGGAGGAGGAGGAGGCGGCGGCGGCGAAGAAGAGGGCGAGGCCGAGCGAGGAGGUCGAUGGCGAGUGCCAAAGCGAUGGUGUUCCGGAAGCACCUUCCGCGGAGCACGGGAAGCCGGCGGACGGCGUCUCCUCUGUCAUCCCCGGGUGGUUCUCCGAGAUAAGCCCACUGUGGCCAGGAGAGGCUCACUCUCUAAAGGUGGAAAAGGUACUGUUUCAAGGAAAGUCAGAUUACCAAAAUGUGAUGGUAUUUCAGGUGAUUAUCACUUUUGAGUGGCGUGUCGUUGGAUUUUUCGUUGUUAAUGUGACAUUUGUUGAACUUAAAUAUUCUAGUCAUGCUAAGCAUAAAAUAUUUAUGUUGUUUUGGUGGCAGUCGUCCACAUACGGCAGAGUGCUUGUUUUGGAUGGAGUGAUUCAAGUAACAGAAAGGGAUGAAUGUGCCUACCAAGAAAUGAUUACUCAUCUUCCACUUUGCUCGAUCCCGAAUCCUAAAAAGGUUUUGGUUAUUGGCGGUGGUGAUGGUGGUGUAUUGCGAGAAGUAUCACGCUACUCUUCUGUGGAGCAAAUAGACAUAUGUGAAAUUGAUAAGAUGGUUGUUGAUGUUUCCAAGCAAUUCUUUCCGCACCUGGCCGUUGGAUACGAAGAUCCUCGUGUUACUCUACACAUUGGUGAUGGAGUUGCAUUUAUCAAAGGUGUUCCUGAAGGUACUUACGACGCGGUCAUUGUAGACUCAUCCGAUCCAAUAGGUCCAGCUCAAGAACUUUUCGAGAAGCCUUUCUUUGAAUCAAUUGCUAAAGUUCUUCGUCCAGGAGGAGUUUUGUGCACACAAGCAGAGAGCAUAUGGCUUCAUAUGCAGCUCAUCGAAGGCAUCUUAUCUGCCUGUCGUCAAGUCUUUAAGGGCUCUGUGAAUUAUGCUUGGACAACUGUACCUACGUACCCAAGUGGAGUGAUCGGUUUCAUGCUUUGCUCCACCGAGGGGCCACCAGUCGAUUUCCAGCAUCCUGUGAACCACAUUGAUGAGGAUGAGGUUUCCAAGAAAUCUAAAGGACCCUUGAAGUUUUACAAUUCCGAGAUCCAUUCUGCUGCGUUCUGUUUGCCAUCUUUCGCGAAGAGGAUUAUUGGUUCUGAAGCUCACUAAUGUCUCCUCAAUGACAUAAAGAUGAGAUGAAAAGGUGCAGGGUGCGGGAACUUCAUACUUUUGUGGCUCAUCCAUGCUCUAUAUUAGUUCAAAACUCAUGGAUGCCAUGAGGAAAAAAUUCUAUCGAUUCAGACUAGUCUUUUAUCAUAAUUCAAAGAACACCCAUCUACUCAACAAAUUCUUCUAGAAUGAUUUCUAGUAUCGAAUGAAGAGUUAUUGGUUUUGAAGCAUUAA
Messenger RNA from Musa acuminata AAA Group (dessert banana), 1453 nucleotides. RefSeq names its product spermidine synthase 2-like. The record is from RefSeq and is a predicted model, not a curated record. The transcript has 8 exons. Gene Ontology annotation, biological process: polyamine metabolic process. Gene Ontology annotation, molecular function: catalytic activity. Bases 47 to 1219 code for a protein of 390 amino acids. Lineage: Eukaryota; Viridiplantae; Streptophyta; Magnoliopsida; Zingiberales; Musaceae.